Messenger RNA from Alternaria burnsii, 510 nucleotides. RefSeq lists its product as uncharacterized. NCBI's taxonomy places the organism in Eukaryota, Fungi, Ascomycota, Dothideomycetes, Pleosporales, Pleosporaceae. The record is from RefSeq and is a predicted model, not a curated record. The coding region runs from base 1 to 510 and encodes 169 amino acids. The transcript has 4 exons. Gene Ontology annotation, molecular function: calcium ion binding. Gene Ontology annotation, cellular component: cytoplasm.
AUGCUCAUCUACAAGGACAUCCUCACCGGUGACGAGAUCAUCUCCGACUCCUACAACCUCAAGGAGAUCGACGGCGUCGUCUACGAGGCCGACUGCACCAAGAUCAACGUCGGAGGAGAACAAUUCGACACUGGUGCCAAUGCUUCUGCUGAGGAGCAAGAGGAGGGUGCCGACGACACCGUGGAGACCAAGAUCGACGUCGUCCACUCUUUCCGCCUGAACGAGACCGGCUUCGACAAGAAGGGCUACCUUACCUACCUCAAGGGCUACAUGAAGGCGGUCAAGGAGGGUCUUAAGAACAAGGGUGCUGACGAGGCCACCAUCAAGGACUUUGAGACCAAGGCCUCUGGCUACGCCAAGAAGAUCAUCGGCAACUUCAAGGACUACGAGUUCUUCACCGGCGAGUCCAUGAACCCCGAUGGCAUGAUCGUCCUCCUCAACUACCGCGAGGAUGGCGUCACACCCUACGUUACCGUCUGGAAGCACGGUCUCGAGGAGAUGAAGGUCUAA